CCGCACGAAAGCUGCUAGCAAAGCAGAAAGUGGCGAAAAGUGUUUUUUUGUGGAAAAUAGACAUUGAAACAUCGAAAUGGCAAAAAAUAGAUCCCCUCCCGAAAAGUAGGGGCGCGGCCGAAGGCGUCGGGAGCUGCUAAACUGAUUAGAAAAUCCGCCUUGGCCAAUUCCGAUUGCUGUUGGCAUUUGACACGGCCAAAGCGAAAGCUAGUGGGGCAGUGCAACAAGAGCAACAGAGGCACUUUUGUUGCCAAAUAGCCAGCGACAAAAGUUGUAUUUUUUUUUUCAUUUCAGCCGCUGUCUUGUCAGUUGAGUGUUCGGCUCUCUGCUGGCCGUCAAUUAGCACCGUUUGCCAUUUGAACGGAUUUCUUGGUGCUCUCUCUGUAGAUUCUGUAGAAUCGCGCAGAAGAGGGCCCUUGGCCACUUUCCGUCGCUGGGGCAUUAAUCAGUUGCAAGACGAUCGAUUAGCGGUUAACAAGAGCCCCGCCACCGUGCAACCGAGGUCCGCUGCACGUCCGACCCACCUCUCCGAGCGCACCCAGCCCGGAACAGAGACCCGAAAUAUUGAGAUAUAUGUCCGCAAAUAUCAAUCGAUGAUUGGUCCAAUAAUUUUUGAGUGAAAUAAGGCAGGCCGCGAAAGUGAAAUAAAUAUUUUUCGAAUUACCUAAUCGGCUGGCCAUUAACGUGAGCUGCCAAAGUGUGAGUGAUUUUAGAGGCGAGUGCGUGGUGAAUAUAAUUUAUAUAAUACGCGCCACCAACAGCGGCUGUUUUCUCGCCGAGACUACUCAUUGCAUCUUUGACCGUCGGAGGACUCGGAAUCGGAUUCGGAUUCGGAUUACGCAAUGGCCGCCGAAGAGACGGCGCUGACCGGCGUCGGAGAGCUGAUUUUCUCGCUGAUAAUCGGCUAUCUGGGCGCCCUGGAGUUUGCCUUUGUGGCCAGGCACCUCUACCACUGGACCUUCCGGCAUCCGGAUGACUCUUCCGUGGACGCUGCCGCAGAUGCCGAGGAACUGCCUCGAAUGCGCGAGCGGCUGGACAAGGAGAUAAGGGAGGCGGGCGAGAGGGAAUCCCUAGCGGGCACUAAUGUUAUGGAAGAUGGGGUUCUCUACUCCAAAGGCUUCCGGGUGACGCCUUCCGGUGAGCCCGUGGGAAAACUAGAAGCCGAACUGGAGCGCCAACAGCAAAUAGAGGCGGAAACGCGACGCCAACUGGCGGAAGCGGAAGCCAAGUUGGCGGAGGAGCGUCAAAGGAUCCAGAGGGAGAAGGAGGAGGCCGAGGAGCAGGCCAGAAGAAUCGUAGAGGCCGAGAAGCAACGUGAAAAGGAACAAGCAGAGAAGGAGCUGCGGGAGCAGAGAGAACGGGAAGAGCGGGAAAUAGCCGAAAGAGAUCGCCUGCAGCGCGAGGAGAACGAAAGAAGACUCAUAGCAGCGGAAAGAGAGCGCGAGGAGAACGAACGCCGGCUGCAGGCUGCGGAAGAGCAGCGGGAGCGCGAAGAAAACGAAAGAAGACUGUUCCAAGCCGAACAAGAGCGCCAGGAGGCUGAGCGCCAAAGAGAACUGGCCGAGGCCGAGGCAGCCGAGGCCGAGCGACGCCUCUUCGAGGCUGAAAAGCAACGGGAACUCGACCAGGCAGCCGAAGAAGAACAGGCUCGCCAGGAUGCGGAAAUCGUGGAGCGACUUCUGGCGGCCGAAAGAGAACUUAACAUGAGCGCCACCGAGAGCGAGUUGGAGGAGGAUGUGGUUCUGGCCGAGCAAAGCCGACGGCUCAUCUCCAGUAAACAGGACCUGGAGCAGAAGCAGAGGAUGAUCGAGGAGAACGCCAGAAGAUUCCUGGAGGCCGAGGAGGAGAUGGUGAUGCUGCAGCAGCGCCAGUUGCAGGCCAACCGGAGCAAGGAGGAGGAAGACGAGUACGCCGGAAUGGAGCCCGUAGAGGAGGCGCCAUGUGUGAAAAAGAUACUGCCGCCCCGUUUCGAGGAACCCGAAGUAGAGGAGCCACUGGUGGUGCAGAAAGUCAAAACCCAGUUUGGUCAAGGCAGCGGCUCUGAAGAUGGGUACCUGGUCAAGUCCAAAACCCUCAACUUCCCGGGCGUCUCCGAUGAGGGAUCCUCCGUGGAGCCCAAUUCCAGCCAAAAGUCCUCGUUCAGCACCCAGCUCUCUGACGAAAUCAAUCGAGCCGGAGAGCGACCCGAACCGGAGGGAGAGGAUCAGGUAUCCGAUGUGCAGUACACCGAGGACUAUCUACGAUCCCUAGACGGAAUCAAGAAUCGUCCUUUGGUCCGAGAGGAUGGCUCGGGAAGGCGAAGAGCCUUUAAGAAGCGUCGUUCUAGUGGCAGCUCCAACUCAUCGCGUGACUCACGUGCCUCACGUGACGAGGAGUUGAAGAUGUUCACCUCGCUGGAGGAGGAGGAGCUCCGACAUGGCGACCGGGAGGACUACAAUCCCAUCAAGUACACCAGUGAGCCCACCCUGAAGGUCAAGCAGCACCAUCGCCGCCACAAGCGGAGUCCGGCCAAGGAUGUGAAGCCACCGCCGGAGGCCAGUGGCUCCCUGGAGAUGCUCGGCGAGGAGAGCACCAAUCCUUGGGGCGAGGUGGUACCGGAACACUACAAGGACACUGAGUUCUGGAAGCGGGAAAAGGCCUUGUCCAUCGACGAGGAGGGAGUGGAGCUGGAAAAGUCCACCCGGGGGGAGGAGGUAGAGGACGAAGCCACCAACGAACCAAAAUCAUCGUCCUUUGAGGAGGCCACAGAGGCGCAGAACGAGCAGGCGGUGGAAGCUUUAAAGAACCAACACUCUAAGGAGCAGGCGGAAAAAGAAUCGGAGAAGGACACCUCGCAGGCAGCGGAUAACAGCGACAGCAACAAAGCCAAUCUGCAAACCUCGUCUGCCACGGAGGAGCAGAGGGGUGGCUCACCUGGCCUGCGUCGCAGUCCCCGCAUCGACGAGAUGGAUCACUACGAGGAGCGUUGGUCCGCCAACCAGGAACAACCACCGGAGCAGCCUCCGCCGGGAGCGCCCACCAUCAAUAUCCACCAGCCACCGGAUACGGCACCUUGGCGGGAUGAGCACGGACUCCUCAUGGAGGGGCUCAGCGAUUUUUAUGACUUCACAGCCUCCGUCAACCCCUCCAGAUCCCGAUCGACUUCAAGAAAUCCCUCUCCAGUGCCCAAGAACGUGGCCAAUCUCAUGGAUGUGGAUGCGGAAAAAUCCCUGGAGGUGUACGACGAUACCCAGGAAGGCGUAGUGGCGGGAGAGCUGAACUGCGAGUCUGUCCUCCAACUAUUGGAAUCCAAUUUAAAUGAAAAUGAUUCCCAGGAAAACCAAAUCCAAGUCCAUAACGUGGCUGAUGAUGCCAGAAAUGGCAAUGAGGUUGUCCCAAUGAUAUACGAGACUUUGGAAGCUCCCCGGGAGGAAAGAGGCCGAUCCCGAUCACGUUCUCGUUCCCGUUCCCCUCUUCCCACCUCGGAGAAUCUUGAGAGGAGCAUCAGUAAACGCAGGGAGAGAUUGAUCAAGCAGAAUGAUGACCUGGCAGAGCGGUUGUCCCACUCUGGCUCGGAAGGCGCCAUGGAGAUCGAAACUAACGGCAAUGGCAGGACAAGUCCCCAGUCAGAAGAGACUCUUCCCCAGCCCGUGAUUGAAAUUAAUGAAAUGGCAGAUGCCCCCAUGGAGGAUCUGGAAACGACACCCGAACAGAUGCUCCUCUUUGUGGAGACUUUGAGAGCCGAGAGGUGUGCGCGUUCCCAUUCACGAUCCCGCUCUAGGUCACCUCUGCCCACGUCGGAUAACAUUGAGAAGAGCUUGGAGAGUCGUCGAUUGAAACGCAUCCAACACAAUGAUGAAAUCUUCGAGAAGCUCCACCUCCAACAGCAAUCGCCAGAGAUUAUCGUGGAGUCUGCAGCUCCCCCCAUGUCACCAGAGAUUAUAGUCGAAGCAGCAUCCCCAACAGGAUCUCCUCCAGCUCCUCCCUUGCCCAUGAUAUCCAUUGAAAUUGUGGAGCCACCUCCCGAGGAGGAAGCAGAGCCUGAAGAUACUCCGGAAAGCAUGGCUAGGUUGUUUGAGCAACUGCGUCUCAACCGAGUCCGCUCCCAUUCGCGAUCCCGCUCUCGGUCUCCUCUGCCCACAGCCGCCAAUUUGGAACACAGUCUCCAGAAGCGGCGGGAAAAGCUGAUUGCCCAGAAUGAUCAGUUCUUCGAGGUCCUCCAGGAGAGAGCUAGGACUCCGGAACCAGAAGCACGCCUAACAGUCGAAUAUGUUUACGAAUUCGUUCAGGAGACGGAGGAGUCCACUGUUGAGACCCGUGACAUGCGCUCCUUGUCACCUUCGCGGUCCAGAUCCAAGUCACCCUGCCGCUCGCGCUCCAAGUCGCUGGAUCCGGAGGCUGAUGACUUCCACUUGAUGCUCAACCUGGAGGGCAGUGAGCUGCGAACUCUCCGGAAGAAUAGCGAGGAAGUGGAGAGCGUGUUGGCCUCCAGUGUUAAGCAAAGGGAGGUGGACUUGGAGGCCCUGGAGAAGCUGCACAACGCCCAGGAGGAAAUCGAGCUGCGAGUCCUCAGUCCCACAGCUUCUGAGCUGGAACGGGUGGUUGAAAUGACCAAGGAUAUACCGGACCUGGAACGCACAGUUUCCGAGGUGGCCCAGGACCUGCAGGACGAACUGAUGGCCAGUGGCUUUAAGCGCUCCACUUAUGUAGGAGAGUCAAUGGACCUGGGAAGCGAUCAGUUCAAAGAUCUGCGACGCCAAGCUGCUGAUUUUAAGAGAUCCCGGAGUCCUUCGCCCGGAUUGAGUUUCGAAGAGGCCCGGGAACAGGCAGCUGUCCAAAGGGAGCUGCAAGCCGCCAUUCUGGACUCCCUGACCGAAAACCGUUUGGGAGCCAAGCCAAAGACCUACUCCGAGGAGAGAUCGGUUCAGUCCCAGGAAAUGUCACCCACCAAGUUGGACGAUCUGCGUCACCGCACCGCCGAGUUCCAGAGAUCUCGGAGCCAGAGUCGCUCGCCCCUCAGGGAAGAUGAACUCAACCAACUCAAGGACAUUGAGGCCGAGGCAGCCAAGCGGGAGCUGCAGGAUCAGUUGCUGGACAAGCUGGCCGCUUCGAGCAUCAACUUUGAGAACUUUUCGCGGAAUCUGAAUGCCGAUUUCCUGGACAGCGAGCGUCGGGCUUCGGAUUCAGCUUUGAUGAGUGAACUGGAGCCGGAGGAGUACCACCACUUCCGUCGCUAUUCACUGGCCCAGGAGCAGCCUGUGGAGGAGUAUCCUAGCGACGACUAUGUUUAUAUUUCUCAGAUCGAGGUACGCACAUUGACGGGCACCAGAACCUGGUUGAAGGAGGACUUCUAUGUCCAGGAGCCGGAUGACUUUGUGGGCUCCAAGAACGACAUGGUGGAUCAAGAGUCAUGGGCCAGAGCUGUCUUGGCAGCCGAGGCUGAGGCAGCAGAAUUCGACUCCACCAAUGCCAUCUACAGAUACGAUAUAGUCGGAGACCACGAGAAUCUCGACCAGGAGCGGAGUAGCUCCAACGAGAGCGAUGAUAGGCAGACAGUGGUGGAGAUAGACGACGAAGACGACUACGAGUUCGAACUGGAUGAAGGGAUCUCGGAUAACAAUGAACGCACCCAGCCCACGGAUGAGUCCCAUCACGAUACCUCCGAGUGCGAGGAAGCGGAACGGAAUACUGAUCGUUAUGCCAAUCGGAGAGCUCAGGAUUGGGAGGAGGUGGACGACGUGGAGGACUUCUUGGAUUACGGCCUGGAUGAUGGCGCUGUAGGCGGGGCCACUCCCUACUCAGACCCGGAUUCCUUCAUUGAACAAAUCUACAACGAUGCCAUAAAGAACAGAAAACAGUCGGGCAUCCUGAGGGAGUACGAGACUAUGGUUCAGGAGCAACUCCCGUCGGAUACCAGCGAGUCGGAGAAGGAAAAGUCCGGCUCGGAAAGUGAACGGUAUGCCCUUUGGGCCAAAACCAGGGAGCUGGAGAGGUCCAGUUCCUCCAAUCGGCAUGCCGAUGUGGACAUUGCUUUGGGACUGGUUCCGGAAAACGAUCGCAGGGAGUCGGAAAUGCGGUACUUGGGGGAUGCCCAUGUGGCUGCCCGGCAAUCCACGAGGCUGCGAACUCGCUACGGCUAUAAUCCCAAGCUGGAAGUCGGUGCUGUAGAAGAUGACAUCGAGGUGGACUUAAAUUACAAACCAAAACGGGAAUACAAUUGGCGGAAGAACUUCCGCCUCGACGAUAAUGACGAAGUGGAAAACAAUGGAACGGAGAAUGACAAUGGAGAUGAAAUGAAUGAAGAUAUUGGAGAUCAGUUGGAGGAAUCAGACCUCCGAGGUCCUGCAGAAGAACAAGAACAAAACGAGCAUCCAUAUAAUUACGAAGAAAACGGAGAUGUCAAUGGUGAGCCAGUCGAUCUUCGUCGUUAUAGUCUGGGAGGGGAAAGUAUCACCCUUUUUAGUCGCAGUCCAGUUCGUGAAUUACUCCCAGAUGUACCCGAGGAGCUGCCUCAAGAUGAAGAGCCUCCCAAAGAAUAUCCUGAAGAAGCAGCUGCUGUAGAAGAACCACCCAUGGAGAAGCCCAAAAAGAAGAAGAGCAAGAAGAAGCUCCGAAAAGGAUCUAAAACAGAAGAAGAGCUCAGAGAUGACAACGAUUCAGAUACACAAGCGGGAUACUUCCGAAGAAACGAUGAUCCUGAGAUGGCAGAGCCUCCGAAAAGAAAGUCCCGAUCCCGUCGUAGCUCCAAGAGCAGCCUAACCAACGAGGAUGGUAAUGGACUCUUCUCGCCCAGAAGUAGUCUGGCCUUUGUGGGAGAAACUCUGGAGGGCAUAGCAGAAAUGGACACCCAGGAUCGCGACGAGGGCCAAACAUCACCCAAGAAGAAGACCAAGAAACGCAAGAAGGCUUCCACAAAAGAAACUAAAGAAGAGACCAGAGAAGAAAUCCCACCACCUUUCCCAGAAGACUCCCACCUAGAUAUGGCUCUAGCAGCAGCUCUGGCAGAGAUAGCCCCCGUUUCCGUAUCCACGAACUUAACUCCAGAAUCCACCCAGCAGAACCUACUUUCAAUUGUGAGUGCCGGGCAUAGUGUAUGCAUGACGCCGGCAUCGUCGAUCGAGGAGAUUGGAGAUUCUCCAACGGACACAAAUGUCGCGGAGGUGGCUGCUGUGGUGCCCGCCCGAUCCGUGGUGGACACCUUCGAUAUCCUGAAAGACGCCAACUUCUAUCCGCUUUUCUAGAACAGCGCUUGGUUCGAUCACUAACCCCACUCUAUCACCCAUUUGAAUGACUCUCUAAAUAUUUUUGUUUUAUAGACAUGUUCAUAAGCCAAGUCACGUCAAGCCCAGCACAAUUCAGUCCAGUCUAAGCCAAUAUCCACAAAAACCGAGCACGCUGUACACGAAAUCAGACCCAGUUCCAGAAUCUUGCCCAGAAUGCCCAGCAACCAGUAUCCAGCAUCCAGCAUCCGCUCCUCUGACUGAGGGAUCGAUAUCCUUGAUCCCGCUCUGUAUAAACUAUGUAUUAUACUAACGAACCGCAAACUAUAAAAAUGAACCCAAGAAUCAUCGAACGAUUGAAGGAUUGUUUACCUUAGCUGUUAGUUUAUUUAACGAUUUUGUCUUAAUAAAAAAAAAAAAAACACAAAAAAAAAACAAUGAAUGCCGAGAAUAAAUGCCAACUGAAUAAAUGAAGAAAACAUUUGGUUGUA
Molecule: messenger RNA, 7690 nt
Organism: Drosophila bipectinata
Lineage: Eukaryota; Metazoa; Arthropoda; Insecta; Diptera; Drosophilidae
Gene: Lmpt
Product: four and a half LIM domains protein limpet
Cellular component (GO): Z disc; nucleus
Molecular function (GO): transcription coregulator activity; zinc ion binding
Source: RefSeq, a predicted model, not a curated record